AUGUCAGCCAAGAUGGAUGAAAUGAAGAAAAGUUCCCUGCGGCUGACCAGGGACAAACAACAGCCUAUAAAGACUGAGUGGAGCUCCCGAUAUGUCCUCUUCACUUACUUCCAAGGGGACAUUAACAGCGUAGUUGAUGAACACUUUUCUAGAGCCUUGAGUAAUGCCAAAAAGCCCAACGAGCUGAGCACCCAAGACAGGAGUGAGGCCGCUAGCCCCGAUAGUGACAACCAAUUGCAUCCAAAUCACUGGAGUUUCAAUUCCCACUGGCCCAAGCCACACCCAGAAUUAUCUCCUGUCAACCAUGGCCUAGCCAGCUGUGCUUUGAACAUGUCUGUCGCCCAGGACUCAUCGCCACUGAUGGUCUCAAGCCCCUCUCCGCAGCUUGGACAGCUGUGGCAUUUGCCUUCUCCUGUAGCCAGCCCAAGCCUGGCUGAGCCUGGGUACCCUUCUCCCUCCUUCCCUAGUUUCCAUCUAAUGCCGGGAACCGAGCGGGAGAGGAAAUAUGGCUCCCUUCUCAAUCUCCUACAGCAAGACAGGUGCCUUGUGUACCCCAUGCCGCCAGCCAGGAAGCAGGCUAGACAUUCUCCCCUUGGCACUGGAGCCCCGAACCUGCUCCCCACUGGGACUCCCAGCCCUGACGGCGGGAAGAAAUCCGGUUCCUUCCAAAGCUUAGAAAAUACCAGCACCAAUCUUGCUAACGGAAACACAGAAACAAAUGCUGUUUCUCCAGCCAUAGCUGACAGCCUAGGGCAUGCCGGUGAAGUUAAAGGACCUAAAUGA
This is a messenger RNA of Trichosurus vulpecula (common brushtail), 783 nucleotides long. RefSeq names its product vestigial like family member 1 (gene VGLL1). The transcript has 4 exons. Gene Ontology annotation, cellular component: nucleus. The record is from RefSeq and is a predicted model, not a curated record. NCBI's taxonomy places the organism in Eukaryota, Metazoa, Chordata, Mammalia, Diprotodontia, Phalangeridae. Gene Ontology annotation, biological process: regulation of transcription by RNA polymerase II. The coding region runs from base 1 to 783 and encodes 260 amino acids.